GGGAAGGUGCCGUACCACCGCAGACCAAUGCUGGGCAGUGAGUACGAGCAGGUGGGAGUGUUCUUAGAGACGAUGGUGUUUGCUGCAGCUCCGACAUUCCUCAAAGAAGUGUUUGAGUACGACGGCACUAAUGUGGCAUUUCAGACCACAGCUCCUCACGGGUUGCAGUCGGGAGACCGUAAGUCUUGGUUCGUCGUGUUUCAGAACGUGAGCGGGUUCUUUGUGCACCCGGUGGGGCUGGAGGGGAAGGUGAGGAAGGCGCCGCGGGAUGGGGACUUCUCGUCCAUGAGGCCCCGGGCGCCUUCGUCUGCGCUGUUCCCUUUGCAGUACGAGCCCCAGGGUCCCCGCUACAGCAUCAGGAACAACCACGUCCUCUUCCAGGCCUGGAGCUUUGCCUUUGGGAUGAGUGUGAACACGGGCCUGCGCCUGUUUGACGUUCGACACAAGGGGGAGAGGGUUGCCUAUGAAAUCAGCAUCCAAGAGGCGUUGUCAGUGUAUGGCUCCAACUGCCCUGGAGGGAUGUCAACGAGGUACAUGGAUGGGAGCUUUGGCAUCGGGCGCUACACCUCCCCCUUGGUGCGAGGGGUCGACUGCCCGUACUCGGCCAACUAUGUCGACACACACUCCCUGUCCGAGACCCUUAGCCCCAGCAAGAGAAAAGCUUCCCUCUGCAUAUUUGAGCAGAACCUGGGCUCCCCUCUGAGGCGCCACUACUCCAACUUGCAGUCUCUCUACUAUGGGGGGCUGGUCAACUCCGCUCUGGUUGUUCGGUCCCUUGCGACCGUUGGCAACCACGACUACGUGUGGGACUUCAUCUUCUAUCAGAACGGGGCCAUUGAAGGCAAGGUCCAGGCCACGGGGUAUGCAAGCUCAUCCUUUCUCCACGGGGAUGGUCUGAGAUACGGCAAUAGGCUUUGGGAGCACACGCUGGGUACGAUACGUACCCAUUCCAUCAACUAUAAACUGGACUUGGAUGUGGGAGGGGUGAAAAAUUCCCUGGUAGCCCACGACAUGGCGUUUGAGAUGACACGGGCUCCCUGGAGCCCAGAGCAGCAGAUAGAGAGGCCACGACUCACCAAGAAAGUCCUGGACACGGAGGACCAGGCUGCCUUCCGGCUCCAGUCGAAGAUCCCCAGAUACAUCUACUUUGCAGCCAACAGCAAAAACAAGUGGGGCCACCAGCGUGGUUACAGGAUCCAGAUCACCAGUUUUGCGGGGGACCAUAUCCCUGAAGCCAGCUCCAUGGAGAGAGCCGUCAGUUGGGCAAGGUACCAGCUGGCCGUCACCCGACGGAAGGAGGAGGAGCCCACCAGCACCAGCAUCUACAACCAGAACGACCCCUGGACACCCACCGUCGCCUUUGCUGACUUCAUCAACAACGAGACCAUCACUAACGAGGACCUGGUUGCCUGGAUAACCGCUGGUUUCCUUCACAUCCCACACUCUGAGGAUAUUCCCAACACUGUGACGGUGGGAAACUCGGUCGGCUUCCUCCUGAGACCCUACAACUACUAUGACCUGGACCCCUCCAUAUACUCGCACGAUGGCGUGUUUUUCACCAGCGAGCAGGACUUCACAGCGUGUGAAAUCAACCCUAUUGCAUGCCUUCCCAAAACUGCCUCUUGUCUGCCAAACUUCCCCCCGUUCACCUAUGAUGGUUUCCAAAAUAUGAGUAGGCUGUAA
Messenger RNA from Phaethon lepturus (White-tailed tropicbird), 1683 nucleotides. Its product is annotated as membrane primary amine oxidase-like. The transcript has 5 exons. Gene Ontology annotation, molecular function: primary methylamine oxidase activity; copper ion binding; quinone binding. Lineage: Eukaryota; Metazoa; Chordata; Aves; Phaethontiformes; Phaethontidae. Gene Ontology annotation, biological process: amine metabolic process. The record is from RefSeq and is a predicted model, not a curated record. The annotation marks the transcript as partial. Gene Ontology annotation, cellular component: plasma membrane.